AUGGCUACUGCUCCUCCAGCAUCCAAGGUCGAUAUGCCAGAAGUCGCUAUGGUGACCUCUGAAGCCGCUGGGUCGGUUACUCCCACAGUCGAGGCCCGCGAACUUCGACCACGCUUCAGCAUCCUCUCAGCUAUCGGCAUCCAGUUCUCUAUCUCUGCCACUCCCUUAGCGGUUGGCGUCUACAUCACGCUGAUCUUGGGCGCCGGGGGUAGCCCUUACUUCUUCUAUGCCUUCUUGGUGGCAGCCACCGGCCAGAUGCUCAUCUGCAUCUGCCUGGCGGAGAUCGCGUCGGUAUUCCCUCAUGCUUCAGGCCAGGUCUUCUGGACAGCCGCCAUGGCUCCACCGAAGUAUGCCCGUUUCCUUAGUUACUGGAAUGGCGCGUGUACGACUCUGGGCUGGAUCUUUGCCGACGCCGGAACCUUCGUAUUCACCGCCAAUAUCUGGCAGUCGGUCAUGGUGAUUCGCAAUCCGAGUUGGGAGCCUCACAUCUGGCAGAUCUACCUCCUCUCUUGUGGGUGCGCGACCGUCGGACUUAUCCUAAACAUCUGGCUCUUCGAUUAUUACCCCCACGUCACCCGGUCAAUGGUCGUCUUCAUCAAUCUCGGCACUGUGUACGUACUUGUCGCGCUCCUGGUUCGCACACAUCCCAAAGCCAGCGCUCAUACUGUCUUUCUCGAUGUCAUCAACGAGACAGGAUGGUCCUCGAACGGGCUGGUCUUCUUACUCUGCUUCCUUCCGGGUUGCAUCUCGGUUUGCUGCUUCGAUACCGCUGCACACAUGGCCGAGGAGAUGGAUGAUCCUGCUCGCCAGGUCCCUCUCGUUAUGGUCGGAGGCUCACUGCUGUGUGCUUGCACCGCCAUCCCAAUGAUCCUGGUGUACCUGUUUUGCACGUACAAUCCCGUGGCACUCCUGGAGCCUAUCGGCGGCCAACCGAUUUUCCAGGUGUUCAACGACGGCUUCAAGUCCGAUGCUCUCCUGGUCGUCGCAAUGAUCAUCUACUGCAUUGCCUACUUGAGCUCCUGCCCAGCGACGAUAGCCACGAGCAGCCGACUGGUCUGGUCCUUCGCAAAGCACGGCAGCCUUCCAUUCCCGCGUUGGUUCGGCUACGUUCACCCAAAGAGUCAAAUUCCCACCAACGCUGUCUACUUCACAGUCGUCGUCUCGCUCAUGGUGUCACUGCUGCUCUUUGGACCCAGCACCAUCCUCAACGGCGUCUUUGGUGCCGGCGCCGUGUGCUUCUUCUUCUCAUAUGGCCUACCUAUUUGGCUCAACGUCGGCACCUGGGGCCGACAGCUUCCAAAGACGCGGUACUUCAACCUCGGCCGGUUGUCCAUGCCCAUCAGCAUUGCCGCAAUCGCCUGGCAGCUGCUGUCUGUCGUCUUUCUGUGCUUUCCACUUUACAAACCCAUCACGACCACCAAUAUGAAUUGGGCAUCAGCCGCUGCGUUCGUGGGGCUUGCAAUUUUUAUGAUCAACUGGUUCGCGUAUGCAAAGAGGCACUACCAUGCACCGAAAUCGCUGUACGUUAGCGCGCUGCAUGGACCUGAUGGGCGGCAUGCGGGCGAGGUGACGCAUGAGCUGUCGGACUCGGAGCAAGGCGCUCACAACAAAAUAUCCUGA
Messenger RNA from Cyphellophora attinorum, 1620 nucleotides. Its product is annotated as Choline transport protein. Lineage: Eukaryota; Fungi; Ascomycota; Eurotiomycetes; Chaetothyriales; Cyphellophoraceae. Bases 1 to 1620 code for a protein of 539 amino acids. Gene Ontology annotation, cellular component: membrane. The record is from RefSeq and is a predicted model, not a curated record. Gene Ontology annotation, biological process: transmembrane transport. Gene Ontology annotation, molecular function: transmembrane transporter activity. The transcript has 3 exons.